AAAACCUUCACCUCCAUGCACGAGCUGGUGACGCACAUCUCCGUUGAUCACGUGGGAGGUCCGGAGCAGAACAACCACUCCUGCUUGUGGCAGGGGUGUGCCAGAGCGCUGAGGGCGUUCAAGGCGAAGUACAAGCUGGUGAACCAUAUCAGGGUGCAUACGGGAGAGAAACCCUUCCCCUGCCCCUUCCCCGGCUGUGGAAAGGUCUUCGCUCGCAGUGAGAACCUCAAGAUACAUAAAAGGACUCAUACAGGUCAG
Molecule: messenger RNA, 258 nt
Organism: Helobdella robusta
Lineage: Eukaryota; Metazoa; Annelida; Clitellata; Rhynchobdellida; Glossiphoniidae
Exons: 1
Biological process (GO): central nervous system development; regulation of transcription by RNA polymerase II
Cellular component (GO): nucleus
Molecular function (GO): RNA polymerase II cis-regulatory region sequence-specific DNA binding; DNA-binding transcription factor activity, RNA polymerase II-specific
Source: RefSeq, a predicted model, not a curated record